UUCAUGCAUUUUACACAACACCGACUGCUUCCAGUUCAGUGGGGGUAACACGUGGGUCGUUAUUGGUUGUAUUUAGAAUAUACUGCAGUCAUAUUAGAGUUGUUUAUGAUCAUAAACAGCUGCAAUAAUAUAAAAUAUCCAACAACCUUCGUUGACGUCAAUACAUACCUAAUUCAAGAUGGGACCGCCGAGAAGUAAAAAAAGGAAGCCGACCUUUCGGAAGUUGCUUAAAACAAGCAACGUGAAGCUUGAAAACAAACUGAAGAAUCGCCAUUUCAAGCAGCAGAGCAGCAGCAAGAAGUACCGUAAAGAGCAGAAGAGACUCCGCCAGGCGCUGAAGGAUGAGUCGCUUAGGACUCCUGCUCCUUUGGAGCGGUACAAGAAAAGGGCAGAGGAAGAGCCUGAGGAGGAGUUUGAGGAAUCACUCCCGGUGGACAUGAUGGAGGAAAAUGACUUGGAAGAGAUGAGAGCCAUGGGCCAAAAGGCUUCAUUCCUGACCAGAGACAUAUCCUCCUGCGAGCCGGGGCACGCUAGGAAACGAAAGUCGGGCAACGCCGUGGAGACGUACGAGAAGAAGCCGAGGAGGAUGCCGGCGGAGGAGAAGAAGGAGGUCAUUCAUCUGCUGCCAAUCAAAGACAAGACUGGCAUUAUCCGGCAGACCAUGGAGAAGCCAGUGGUGGAGGAGGCAGAGGAGGAGGAAGAGGAAGAGGCUGAACUGCAGGAAGAGGAGAACGAAUCUGGAUAUGCAGAGGCCAUAGACAUGUCUGCACUGGACCCCGAGGAGCAGCUGCAGCUGCGCAGACAGAGGCUCCAAGACAGGAAGACGCGCAUCGCUGGCCUGGGUUCCGCCAUCCUUUCAGACCCCACCACCAACAUCAAGAAGCUGAAAGAGCUACGGUCCAUGCUGAUGGAGGCCGACCCCUGCGUGGCCGUCACCGUCAGGAAGGUGGUCAUGAUCUCACUGAUGGAGAUCCUCAAGGACAUCGUCCCAUCUUACCGCAUCCGGCCUCUGACCGAGGAAGAGAAGGCGACCAAGGUGAAGAAGGAGACGCAGCAGCUGCGGGAGUUCGAGGAGGGCCUGGUGAGCCAGUAUAAGUUCUACCUGGAGGACCUGGAGCAGACCGUGAAAGAUUGGAAGCAGAAGAAGAAGAAGAAGAGCGAGACAGUGAGCCUGCAGGCCUACAAGGGCCUGGCCCUGGUAGCCAUCCGGUGUCUCUGCGAACUGAUGGUGGCCCUGCCCCACUUCAACUUCCACAACAACAUCCUGGUGAUGGUGGCUCCCCUCCUGAACGACGCCAGCCCCGAGGUGUCCACCAUGUGCUGUGAACAUGUGAAGAAGCUCCUGAAGCAGGAUAAGAUGGGCCAUGCUUCGCUGGGAAUGGUGAAGGUGAUCUCAGGACUGGUCAAGAGCAGGAACUACGACGUGAACCCAGAGGUGCUGAAGUGUUUGCUCAGCCUCAGGAUAAAGGAGGUGGAGUUAAAGAAAGACACAGAACAUGUCGCUCCCAAGAAGAAGUUCAUGACCUACAAAGAGAAGAAGAAAAAUUUGUCGAGGAUGCAGCGGAAGUGGAAGAAGGCCGAGGAGAAGCUGGAGAAGGAGCUGCUGGAAGCAGAGGCGUCAGAAAGCAAGGACAAAAAGAUCAAGCUGCACACAGAGACCCUGAACAUCGUGUUCCUGAUCUACUUCCGAAUACUGAAGAAGGCCCAGAAGUCUGUGCUGCUGCCCGUUGUGUUGGAAGGAUUAGCCAAGUUUGCUCACCUCAUAAAUCUGGAGUUCUUCGAUGAUUUGUUGACAGUGCUGCAUAAUCUCAUCGAGUCCAAGGACCUGACCUACCGUGAGUGUCUCCACUGCAUCCAGACAUCCUUCACCAUCCUGUCUGGUCAAGGUGACGUCCUCAACAUCGACCCUUUGAAGUUCUACACACACCUGUACAAAAUCUUGCUCCACCUCCAUGCAGGGGCGACGAACGACGACGUUCGCAUAGUGCUGCACUGCCUAGAAUCCAUGCUGGCCAAGCGCAGGAAGCAGGUCACCCUCCAGAGGGCGCUGGCCUUCCUGAAGAGGAUGAGCACGCUCAGCCUGCACGUGCUGCCAAACUCCACCGUGGGCCUCUUGGCGUCCGGCAGGACUCUGAUGCAUGCCUUUCCCAAGUGUGACCUCCUGCUAGACAAUGAGUCCCAGGGCAGCGGCGUCUACUUGCCCGAGCUGCAGGAGCCCGAGUUCUGUAACCCUCACAACACGGCGCUGUGGGAGCUGCACAUGCUGACGAGGCACUACCACCCCAUGGUGAGGAAAUUUGCCACUCACCUCGUGGUGGGGGCACCCAGCGAAGGCUCCCGGGCCCUGAGCUCCGAGUUGAGCAGGAGGUCGGCAGUGGAUCUGUUUGAGGAGUACAGCCCCAAGGACAUGACCUUUAACCCCCCAGUGCCCACAAGUUCCUCUAAGAAGAAGGAGCACUUUGACGCCGUUGACGUGUUUCUGGACGCUCAGUUAAAGAGACAGGUGGACGACGCUCUAGCGGAUACGACGGCUUCGUCGGCCUUGGACUUCGCCACACAUUUUGGGAAUGCUUCAUGCUAGGAGGAUGUGUUUCACAGCAUCUGUACAGCAUGGACUUCAAGGCUGUGUCAGCUGGUACCAACUGGACAGGGUCAACUGUAUGUAUAUAUCAUGUGUUUCUGAAGAUGAACAUUUUUAUUCUAAAUAUGUUUUAAGUGCCUUUUUCAAAGUGUAAAUGAUCAUUUCCAAAAACAGUCCAGGUGGCUUCUGAACCCAUCCUGGAGUGACAGUUAUCACGUCCACACACAAAACCUCAUCAGGGUGAAUGAUUGGAGUCAGUGGUUCUCAGUCCUGUUCCUGGAGGACCCCCUGCCAGAAUGUUUUCAUUCCAACCCGGACUGCUUUAAACCUGCCAGACAUUAUUAGCCUAUUAGGGACCAUAUAAGCCUGAUUUAAGGUAGGAUUGGAAUGAAAACAUUCUGGCAGGGGAGGCACCAGGAACAGGUCUGAGAACUGUACUGAGAACUGAAUUAAUCGGCAGGAACCUCCUGGUUCUGCUAUAGUUGUAGGAACCUGAGUACUUCAGUAAAAUUUAAAAUCUAUGUAGCAAGCUCUUUUAUCCAAAUUGACAUGCAGUCAAGAAGCAGCGUCAGACUUGCCUCGAUUCACACCAACGUGGUGCCGGACGACUUCUCAAUCUGGAAUUGGAUCCGUGCGUUUCCACUGCAAAACGUUGGCCCUGGGCCAGAAAAAAAGUGCUCCAGCAUGGCACCAUAGAAAAGCUGGUCUCAGAAUUUAGCACCGUAAUGUCAGCGAAAGGGGGACAGGGUGUCACAUCCUCCCCUUCCGGACACCCAGAAAAUUCGAUCCAUAACCAAUAUAGUUUUGUCUGAUAUCACUGGUACUGGCAGUGAAACGUUUUGCCAGCUUAUUAGCAGAAUAACGUUACAUCACUUUUAUUCCAUUCUGUGAAAAACAAAAUAUUGUGUUGCUCGUCAGAUUUAAUAAAUUAUAACCAUGUC
Messenger RNA from Paramormyrops kingsleyae, 3522 nucleotides. It is a transcript of the gene noc3l, whose product is annotated as NOC3-like DNA replication regulator. Gene Ontology annotation, biological process: DNA replication initiation. Gene Ontology annotation, cellular component: nucleolus. Gene Ontology annotation, molecular function: chromatin binding. The record is from RefSeq and is a predicted model, not a curated record. Lineage: Eukaryota; Metazoa; Chordata; Actinopteri; Osteoglossiformes; Mormyridae.